This is a messenger RNA of Symbiodinium natans, 1104 nucleotides long. Lineage: Eukaryota; Dinophyceae; Suessiales; Symbiodiniaceae. The record is from the annotation of a GenBank genome assembly.
AUGCUCCGGCUCUUCUUCGCAGCAUGCGCGGUGCACCUUGCGCCCUCAACAGACCCCGGAGUGCUGGAGCUUGACGAUGAGUGCAAUGCCACUCAGAGUUGCAGCUUCACGGCUCUGCAGCUGCGCUCAGGCGCGCAGGCACAGGAUGAGGUUUACCAAGAUUUCGAGGCUUCUGCCAACAGGUCUCAGAGCAAGGUCUCCUUCAUCUUCACCUACGGGGCAGUGGCCACGAGCAAGGAGCCUUUGGAGGAUCUUUCGCAGCCGACGCGCGCCUUUGCAGGGGUCCGGUGCUACACAGAGACAGUGUACAUGUCCUUCGCGCGGCAGACAGACGCCGGCUCAGAUCUAAAUUUGCUCAUGCACCCCAAGGUUGCGACGUUGGCGCUUCACUUGAACAAGGACUCAGAGUUCUACCCGGGAGCAGGCCGACCGGAUCUCCCUAGGCAUGGCACGGAGGCGAUGCGCAUGCCGUCGGUCGACCUCCAUGACAUGAAACAUUACUUUAUUCGCCUGCAACACCUCCAGCUACAUGGAAAAGAUGCUUCCCAGAUGCCCCUGUUUGCCAGUGCGUACAAGUUUGCGAACCUCGCCUGGGGGGCCUAUGAGAAGCAGAAGCACUGGGAGACGCAGCAGGCAGUGCGCAUGGAGGACUUGAUUCACCAGCAGCUCAUGGGCUGGCGGCUAGUGCACCAUGAGCAGCAGGACACCUUGCAGGCAGUCGACAACAUUUGGAUUGUACAAAGCGAGCAGACUCGGAACUGCAUGCUGGUGUUCGAAGGAACCCAUUCGGUGCAGGAGUUCGAGGUGAAUCUGCGACCAAACACGGAGACAUAUUGUGGGUUUGACGGAGUUCAUGGAGGCUACUCUGACAAGCUCUACUGGCUCAUGAAGUACAGCAUGCCGAAGCUGCGGCCGAAGCUGGCAAAGUGCCAAAGCGUGGCAUGCACAGGGCAUUCGCUUGGUGGCUCGCUGUGUGAAGUUUUCGCGGCCUGCGCAAACUCAGGCAGAAAGGGAAACGCCCACUAUGACUUGCAAGAUUGGACGCAAGGCCGCGCGGAACUCAUGCCCGCUGUCCGACAGAAGGACUUGUCCAGGAACAACUGA